GGUGCUACGCGGUGGCACGCCGCGUAAAUAACCCCCAACUCCCGUGGCAUUUCCGAAAAUACGCCCCCGCCUCCGCCGCGUUCUGACUUCUGAGCUCUGCGGCUCCUUUAGGUCCUUAAUCCUUAUCCCCUCCGAGUGGCACGGAUUCGUAAAUAACUGCAACCUCGGUGGCGUUCUCCAACCUCCUCACCCUUUUUAACAACAAAGUCCAACUAUUAUUACAUAUUUAAACAAAGCACCCCCCUCCCCUCCUCCAUUGUUGCAGAGAGAGAGAGGGACCAUUUCGUUUCCCUUUUUGUAACAGAGAGAGAGAGAGAGAGAGAGAGAGAAGAGGAGGGGAAACGCGAUGGGAAACGCGUCGACGAAGGAUGAGGGCGGCAAUGGGGCGGCGCCGCCGCCGCCGCCGCAGCGGAGGAGCGGCGGUGGAACGUCGCCGCCGGCGAGCCCCAGGCCGUCGCCGUCGCCGUCGCCGACGCCGUUCUUGUUCGUUCCGCAGGUUCCAGCAGUUCCAUUUCAGAGACCAAAUGAUGCCUAUUCUGUUUCCAAUCAUCCGUGGAUGAACGACUUGGAACCUUCUGAUGAUCCCACGGAAAAGGGUAUUCCGAUUUUAAUAACAUGGAACCAUGGAGGGACCGAGAUUUCGGUGGAAGGAUCGUGGGAUAACUGGUCUUCAAGAAUCUAUACGAGCAUUUUCAGGAAGACGCUGGAGAAGUCAGGAAAAGUUCAUGCUGUGUUGAUGGUCUUGCCGUCCGGAGUCUAUCAUUACAAGUUCUUCGUUGAUGGCGAAUUCAAACACAGUCCUGAUUUUCCUUGCAUUACUGAUGAGAGAGGACAAUUCUCUAACGUUCUUGAUGUCCAUGAUUAUGUUCCUGAAAAUAUUGAUGGCGUCUCGGAAUUUGAGGCACCUCCUUCGCCUUACUCGAGCUACGACCAACUUUACCCCGGGGAUGAGGACUUUGCAAAGGAGCCGCCAGCACUCCCGCAGCAACUGCUCGUUACCGUCCUCGGAUCGCACGACGAUCCUGAAGAGUCUUCUGUAAAGCCGCAGCAUGUUGUCCUCAAUCACCUCUUCAUCGAGAAAGGGUGGACGUCACAAUCUCUCCUGGCCCUCGGGCUCACCCACAGGUUCCAAUCCAAGUACGUAACCGUCGUCCUCUAUAAACCUUUGAAAAGAUGAAUUAGAACGGAAUGUAAAAGACGUCCGCGAAAGUGCAGAAGGGAAAUAGCAGCAGCUGCCGACCCAAUAUAUCCCAUGUACAGAAGGGUAGUGCAGUUUGCUGGCUCUUUAUUUUAUGGUUCUUUCCUGCCACUCCUCUUGAAAUCCUCUCUCGCUCUUUGUAAUAUGUCUUAGAGUCCCUUAAGAUUAGAUUGCAUCGGUUGAGCUCUGAUCAUAAUUGUCGAUUACCUUUUUAAUAUUAUUUUAGUGUGUAGCGAAGAACUUUCGAGUUGUACAUAAGUGCAAUGUUAGCAGGUUGAUUAUUCCAGAUAAUUUUGUAGCAAAGAGCUGAUAGGAGGCUAGCAGUGUACUAAAUUGCUUUGUAUUUGCACAACAAAUUGUAAGCAUGCAGUUGGGGCUUGUUUAGUUUGAUGUUGUUGCA
Molecule: messenger RNA, 1598 nt
Organism: Ananas comosus (pineapple)
Lineage: Eukaryota; Viridiplantae; Streptophyta; Magnoliopsida; Poales; Bromeliaceae
Product: SNF1-related protein kinase regulatory subunit beta-1
Exons: 4
Coding region: 347-1177 (276 amino acids)
Molecular function (GO): protein binding
Source: RefSeq, a predicted model, not a curated record